This is a messenger RNA of Hyposmocoma kahamanoa, 385 nucleotides long. RefSeq names its product 28S ribosomal protein S21, mitochondrial (gene mRpS21). The coding region runs from base 16 to 306 and encodes 96 amino acids. Gene Ontology annotation, biological process: translation. The transcript has 2 exons. Gene Ontology annotation, molecular function: structural constituent of ribosome. The record is from RefSeq and is a predicted model, not a curated record. Gene Ontology annotation, cellular component: ribosome. Lineage: Eukaryota; Metazoa; Arthropoda; Insecta; Lepidoptera; Cosmopterigidae.
UCAUAUUUAUGCAAAAUGCAUUUAACUAUAAAAUUACUCACGAAUAAGCAUCCAACAUUUAUCGCACGCACCGUGUUCGUGAAGAACAAUAAUGUUGAUGACGCCUGCAGGCUGGUGAACAGGAUCCUCGGCAAGGAAGGCAUCCUCGAGCAGUAUCGACUCACGCGGUACUACGAGAAGCCCUUUCAGACACGACGUCGUAUUAACCACGAGAGGUGCAAAGCAAUCUACAAUGAAGACAUGGAGAGGAAAAUCCAAUUUGUGCUCCGAAAAAACAGGCAUGAACCCUUUCCAGGCUGCCACUGAAAUAGCUUUAUUUAUACAACACAGACACUAACACUGUCUUAAUUUAGCUUUUAUUUAUUAAUUUAAAUAAACACAUCCU